AACUGUGAUUUUUAUACAUGCUACUGCAUGGUCUGCAUGAAGUUUUUGUACUGAUUUAACUAUUUCUGCGUGUGUUUGUGAGGCAAGGGGUUGAUUUUCUACCAAAACAAUUAAAUGAGUACAGUCUCUAACCUGGGCACAGCUAUACCAUUAUAACUUAUUCCCGUUUCCUUACAGCAGUAAGCUGUACCUGCAUAAGCACCUUUAUACCAGUAUAACUGUAUGCAUAUUAGAUGGGUCUGUAUCGCUCUAACUAUGUUGGCUGGAUAACAGCCAGGUCCUAACUGAGGCCUGGUCUACACUACGAGUUUAGGUUGACUUUAGCAGGGUUAAAUCGAAUUAAGCCUGGACACAUCCACACGACGAAGCCCUUUCUUUCGACUUAAAGGGCCCUUUAACCCAGUUUCUUUCCUCCACCUCUGACGAGGGGAUUAGCGGUAAAAUCGGCCUUUGCGGGUCGGAUUUGGGGUAGUGUGGACGGAAUUCGACGUUAUUGGCCUCCGGGAGCUAUCCCACAGUGCUUCAUUGUGACCGCUCUGGACAGCACUCUCAACUCAGAUGCACUGACCAGAUCGACAGGAAAAGCCCCGUGAACGUUUGAAUUUCAUUUCCUGUUUGCCCAGCGUGGAGAGCACAGGUGACCACGCAGAGCUCAUCAGCACAGUUAACCAUGAUGGAGUCCCAGGAUCGCAAAAGAGCUCCAGCAUGGACAGAACGGGAGGUACGGGAUCUGCUCGCCAUAUGGGGAGAUGAGUCAGUGCUAGCUGAACUCCAUAGCAGUAAACGAAAUGGCAAAAUAUUAGAAAAGGUCUCAAAAGCCAUGAAGGACCGAGGCCAUAACAGGGACACACAGCAGUGCCACAUGAAAAUUAAGGAGCUAAGGCAAGCCUACCACAAAGUCAGAGAGGCAAACGGAAGGUCUGGGGCCGACCCGCAAACAUGCUGCUUCUACGCGGAGCUCCAUGCCAUUCUAGAGGGUGAAGCCACCACUACCCCAACCGUGUGCUUUGACUCCGUCAAUGGAGAAACACGCAACAGGGAAGCGGGUUUGGGGGACGAGGAAGAUGAUGAUGAAGACAGCUCACAGCAAGGAAGCGGAGAAACCGGUUUCCCCAACAGCCAGGAUAUGUUUAUCACCCUGGACCUGGAACCAGUAACCCCCGAACUCACCCAAGGCGUGCCCCCAGACCCUGAGGGCACACAAGGGACCUCUGCUGCAAAUGUUUCUCCUUCGCAGAGGCUAGCAAAGAUUAGAAGGAGAAAACGGCGGACUCGGGAUGAUAUGUUCACGGAGCUCCCGAUGUCCUCCCACGCUGAAAGAGCACAGCAGAAUGCGUGGAGGCAGUCAAUGUCAGACUACAGAAAAGCACAAUAUGAACGAGAGGAGAGGUGGCAUGCUGAAUCGCGGGAUGAACAGAGCAAGUGGCGGGCUGAAGAUGAUAGGUGGUGUCAGCUUGCAGACAGAAGGCAAGAGUCGAUGCUCUGGCUGCUGGAGCAUCAAACUGAUAUGCUCCAGCGUAUGGUUGAGCUGCAGGAAAGGCAGCAGGAGCAGAGACCGCCGCUACAGCCCCUGUGUAACCAACAGCCCUCCUCCCCAAGUCCCAUUGCCUCCUCACCCAGACGUCCAAGAACACGGUGGGGGGGCCUCUGGCCACCCAGUCACUCCACCCCAGAUGAUUGCCCGAGCAUCGGAAAGCUAGCCUUCAAUAAGUGUUAAACUUUUAAAGUUUUAAACUGCAGUGUGUCCUUUUCCUUCCCUCCUCCCCCACCCCUCUCGGGCUACCUUGGCA
Molecule: messenger RNA, 1790 nt
Organism: Malaclemys terrapin pileata
Lineage: Eukaryota; Metazoa; Chordata; Testudines; Emydidae
Exons: 2
Coding region: 671-1717 (348 amino acids)
Source: RefSeq, a predicted model, not a curated record